This is a messenger RNA of Dendrobium catenatum, 1392 nucleotides long. RefSeq names its product U3 small nucleolar ribonucleoprotein protein IMP4. Bases 277 to 1158 code for a protein of 293 amino acids. The record is from RefSeq and is a predicted model, not a curated record. The transcript is spliced from 11 exons. Gene Ontology annotation, molecular function: rRNA primary transcript binding; snoRNA binding. Gene Ontology annotation, biological process: rRNA processing. NCBI's taxonomy places the organism in Eukaryota, Viridiplantae, Streptophyta, Magnoliopsida, Asparagales, Orchidaceae. Gene Ontology annotation, cellular component: small-subunit processome; nucleolus; Mpp10 complex.
CUGGGGUUUGCCCUUUCCCUUUAUUUCUUCGUCGUCGCUGGUCUCCUUCGUCGCUGUUCGACUUCGCUCCUCGAAGACGUUCCCUUCCUGUUGGAUCGGAAGUUACGACAUUUUGUUCGGAAGCAACGACGGGAGCUUGUUCGCUGUGAAGGCCGUUUGGCUGGAUUUCGCUCAAUCCGCCUCAAAUCCGGUAUAAAUCCUGCUACAAACAGCCCUUAAAGAAGUGCUUGAGUUUCCUGAAUUUUGCACCUGCACUGAAACUUUUCCUCCUCAUCUAUGUUGAGGAGGAACAUUAGGUUGAGAAGAGAGUAUCUCUAUCGGAAGAGUUUAGAGGGCAAGGAACGUGAGUACUAUGAGAAGAAGCGAAAGAUUAGGGAAGCCCUCGAAGAGGGAAAGCCAAUACCAACUGAGCUUAGGAAUGAGGAGGCAGCACUUCGGCAAGAGAUUGAUCUUGAGGAUGAACAGACUGCAGUUCCAAGGUCUCUCAUUGAUGAUGAGUAUGCUAAUGCAACCGUAAAGGAUCCUAAAAUAUUGUUAACCACUUCUCGCAAUCCAAGUGCUCCUCUUACCCAAUUUGUUAAGGAGCUAAAGAUUGUUUUCCCAAAUGCAACAAGGAUGAAUCGUGGUGGCCAGGUUAUCAAAGAAAUAGUUGAAGUUUGCCGCGCACAUGAUUUCACUGAUGUGAUCCUAUUACAUGAACAUCGUGGUGAACCCGACGGUUUGAUUGUCUGCCAUUUGCCUUUUGGUCCAACUGCUUAUUUUGAAUUGCUAAAUGUGGUCACAAGGCAUGAUAUUAAAGAUAAGCAGGCUAUAGGGACCAUGUCCGAGGCUUAUCCCCAUCUAAUUCUAGAUAACUUCACAACCAAGCUUGGACAAAGAACAGCAAACAUUCUUAAGCAUCUCUUUCCAGUACCUAAGCCAGACACCAAGCGCAUAAUUACUCUUGCUAAUCGGUCUGAUUACAUUUCAUUCAGACACCACGUCUACGAGAAACGAGGUGGCCCCAAAUCAGUUGAGUUGAAGGAGGUUGGUCCUCGCUUUGAGCUUAGGCUUUUCCAGAUCAAGCUGGGGACGGUUGAUCAAAGUGAAGCUCAGAAUGAGUGGGUUAUAAGACCAUACAUGAACACUGCAAAGAAGCGGAAUUUGCUUGGAAAUUGAAGAAAUAUGGCAGCUUUGCUGUUCUUCGUUUUUGCAUUUUUCUAGAAUUUUCAUUAGGAUUUCUUGCGUUACAUUGUUCCUAAUGUGCACUGUGAUGGAAAAAGAUCACUUGAGUUGCUUCAUCUACAAUGUUAACUAUUAAAAAUUUUCAGCUUUCAAUACAAUGCACUAAUUUCUAAUAACGUUGCAUUGUACUUUCAUUGAGAAUCAAAUCAAAUAUAUAUUUUUUCAAUA